Messenger RNA from Notothenia coriiceps (black rockcod), 4050 nucleotides. RefSeq lists its product as uncharacterized. The record is from RefSeq and is a predicted model, not a curated record. Gene Ontology annotation, biological process: regulation of gene expression; heart development. Gene Ontology annotation, cellular component: MLL3/4 complex. Bases 121 to 4050 code for a protein of 1309 amino acids. NCBI's taxonomy places the organism in Eukaryota, Metazoa, Chordata, Actinopteri, Perciformes, Nototheniidae. Gene Ontology annotation, molecular function: chromatin DNA binding; histone H3K27me2/H3K27me3 demethylase activity; RNA polymerase II cis-regulatory region sequence-specific DNA binding. The transcript has 11 exons.
ACCUCUAAAGCACGAGUCGGAGGGCAUGGCUUCAGUAACAGUCACCAGGUAGCUCUGACCCAGAGUUGUGGCGGCAACAGAACACCUCAUCAUGGAAGCAGGGGGAAGGUCGACCGGAAAAUGUCCCAGUCACCAGCAGACCACCCCCGCGUGCCUUACAGCCAUCAAAACCAUCAUUACCACUAUCAACAACGGCACACAAGCCACCCCAGGGCCCUACAGCACAACCCGCAGCUACACCCUCCUGAGGAAAAAGACUCACAGAGACAUCACCACAAACAAAGCACAGAACCUCAGCGCUUUCAUCAAAGGGGCAAUUCAUGGGAUCCAGCCCAAUUCAAGGGUUCUGGUGCAGACUCUCCUUCCUAUUUGUCCCUCAUCUGCAGCCCUGGAGAUGGAGGUUCUACUGCCAGCAGUCCACGUGCUCCUCCAAGUCCCUCUUCAUACACAGUGGGCAGUAGCAGAAAAGAUCCAUCACUCCUUUAUCAGUGUAGCCCUGAACUCAGUGGACAGCAGAAACUCCAAGGAAGCCCCAAUCACACCCCGAGACCUAGCCAGACAUCCUCCACGUCCCACAACUCUCAAGAUGGUCCAAAAGCCCGGUUGUCAGACGUCAAAUAUCGAAAGACUUCGCAGCCCCUCUGUUCACGACAGUCCUCUCACAGCAGGUCAAGAGCAAACAAGACUGAGAAAGAGUCUGAAGAACACAAAAAAACGGAGAAGCCGGUAAAAAAGGAUAGAAAGGGUGAAGAGAGAAAGAGGCAUAAGAAAAAAGAGGAAAAAAGAUUGUCUGAGAAAAAAAGGAGGAGGGAUAAAAUAUCAAAGAGGGAAAGAAAGUUCAAAACUGGAGGUAUGGAAAAGGAAAUGUUGACUUCCAUCUCUACUCCCCACUCUUCAGGAGAAGCCCAAAUGGAGACUACAACUCAGCCCCUGGACAAUCAAAGCCAGGCACCAGGCAGACACAAGCACAGAGAGAGGAGUGGUCGUGCAGAGAGGACACUCAAACCAUCCAAAAAGAAUCCUCCUGCCUCUUCACCACAGCCAUCCUCAAAAUCUGCUCAUAUUAAAAUGCCCAAGAAAAACAAUAGUGCCCCAAAACUCAAGGAUAAACUUAAAAAGUCCCUUCAUAGGAUUCCCAUGAACCCCAAACUGUCCGGCAAGAAGCCCACCAUCGUUUCAAAGCGCAGCCCUAAAGCAAAGACCAAGGACACGCUCCCUUCACUUUUAUGUAAAGCCUUAGCGCCUCUCACUUCAGCCUGUUCUGUCACCUUGGGGGUACCUGUCCAUGGUGGCCAGGGAGGGGCUCUCAAUGCUCCAGACCUACAGCCUGUGGGAAAUCUAAGGGAAACAGAAGACAACCUUGCAAAUACACCUCCUGUUCUCAGCUGGCAGGGCUCACCAGUGUCGAUUCUGGGAGAAGACGAGGAGGAGCUUGAGAAGGGAGUGAUGAGUAGACCUGUCCUCCAGCCCAGUCCCACCCGGUGCUUCUCUCCUCUUUCUGAAGACAGUGAGAGCUCCACCGAUAUCAAAGAGAAGCCUUGCGAAGACCAACAGGCUGAUUAUUCCCAGGAUGGCGUGCCUGGACUCUGCGAUCCACCCUGUGCAGAGGUACCAGUUGCUGAGGAAGAAAAGGAAGACAGCAGUGGGGAAACUCCCGACUCUCCUUACGGUGAGCUUUGCCACCAUAAAACUGGUCUGGACGAUGUCUUCAAGAGCCUUGCAACUUUACUCGGAGGCCAGAGGGUCACGUGUCGAGGCGGCCCAUUUGGGGGGCCUCCCGCCUGCACCACCAAAGGAGUGAAAUACUCCUCUUCUCUUGAACUGGGGCCGGAUAUUCAUGAGCAUCAGGACUUCUGUAUAUCAGACACAGCAUCCUCCAAACCUGGUAAUCAGUCACCAACUCUCUUCCCCUCAGACAUGCUUUUGAAAUGCCACAGUCCGAGGGAGCCUGUCGCAGAAUCCCUGGCUCAGGGUAAGCAGAAAGAAAUUGAAACCGACAUGGAAGAGAAGCAAGAUAGUGAAGAAAUGGAGAUCCUCGCCAAAGAAACAGAGACUUCUCUUUUGGACGGGUCGCUGAGUGCAGAGCUGAGUCUGACCACAACGCAUACAGCCUCCAUCACCAGCUGCAUUACUGUCUCCACCAAGGAUGAGAGGGGACACAGCAAAGAGACGGAGCGCAUUGGUGGGAACAGAAAGAGAAAACAUAAGGCCAUGGAUGGAGAAAGAGAAGGAGAGAUACAAAUCAAGAUAAAGACAGAGGAAAGCAGCAUCAUGUGUCCUAAAAACAAAGCAAACGACAUAAGGGAUUUGACGAAAAGGGAUGUUUCCUCCUCGGUGCUCGUCAUUUCCAGAAAGUCAGCCAAACUCCUCAAAGAGAGUAUGAAGGGCCAGAUUUCUCAGGAAAAUCAAACCACACACGGCAUUAAUAAAGACAAGGUAGACAAGGGGAAGGAAGAGGCACAGAUAAUAAUGGCGAAGAAGGAAGAGUUUGAAAAUAAGAAAUCCUCAGCAGCUGGAAACACAAACACCAAGACAUCCAAAUCAAGUGUAUCUACACCAGGAAGCACGCCUUCAAUCUCUACAACUCCAUGUGACCCGCUGAGACUGAAAGCAUUGUCUAUGGGCUUCUCAAAGGAGUUGAAGAUCCUCUUAACAAAAGUAGAUGCAGGAAGGAAAACAUUCGACGUCUCAGAGUUUGAACCAAGAAUCCCUUUUUCCAAGAUUAGCAUCGAAAACACUGGUGCUGAAGUAGUAAGAGCUUGCAAGGGGAAGAAGGUUAAGGGGAAAUUCAAGGAGUCCUUUCUGCUUCCCGCCUUCAAUGUUAAACCUAACAUUGACACCGAGACCAAAAUCCCUCAAGAAAAGCUCAACCCUCCUACACCAAGUAUUUAUUUGGAGAGCAAGAGGGACGCCUUCUCUCCAGUUCUGCUUCAGUUCUGCACUGAUCCCAAAAAUGCAGUAACUGUCAUCAGAGGACUUGCUGGCUCCCUCCGCCUUAACCUGGGUCUGUUCUCCACCAAAUCCCUGGUGGAGGCCAAUGCGGAGCAUGCAGUGGAGGUAAGGACCCAGGUUCAGCAGCCUGCCGAUGAGAACUGGGAUCACAAUGGAUCGGCGCAGACGUGGCCCUGUGAAAGCAGCCGCUCACACACCACCAUCGCCAAAUACGCCCAAUACCAGGCCUCCAGCUUCCAGGAAAGCCUACAGGAUGAGAAUGAGAGCGAGAAUGAAGAUGACGGAGAGCAGUCCGAGUCUUCAGAAACAUCCGCCGCCACAAAAGCAGCUCUGACAUUUGCCACGGUUAAAGUCAGUCCUGCCUCCACUACAACUAAAGCCAAUUCUGCUUCCACCUCCAGCCCAGAGGAACAUGCCAACAGCACACCCAGCUCUGAGCAGAAAUCAGCCGGAAAGAUAAUUAAAUUUGGGACCAAUAUUGAUCUCUCUGACCCUAAAAGGUGGAAACCCCAGCUGCAGGAGCUGCUGAAGCUGCCUGCUUUCAUGCGGGUGGAAUCCAGCAACAACAUGCUCAGUCACGUCGGCAGCACCAUCCUGGGCAUGAACACCGUCCAGCUCUACAUGAAGGUGCCAGGCAGCCGCACUCCAGGUCAUCAAGAGAACAACAACUUCUGCUCAGUCAACAUCAACAUCGGUCCUGGUGACUGUGAGUGGUUCGCCGUCCAUGAGCACUACUGGGACGCUAUCAACAAAUUCUGUGAGAAGCAUAAAGUAGACUACCUGACAGGGUCCUGGUGGCCGGUCCUGGAAGACCUCUACAGCGCCAACAUCCCUGUGUACCGCUUCAUCCAGAGGCCGGGGGACCUGGUGUGGAUUAAUGCAGGGACAGUGCACUGGGUCCAGGCAGUGGGCUGGUGCAACAACAUCGCCUGGAAUGUCGGACCACUCAACUCCUACCAAUACCAGCUGGCCCUGGAGCGCUACGAGUGGAACGAGGUGAAGAAAGUGAAGUCCAUCGUUCCCAUGAUCCACGUGUCCUGGAAUGUGGCUCGCACUAUCAAGAUUUCUGACCGGGAUACCUUCAAGAUGGUCAAGUAA